Messenger RNA from Frankliniella occidentalis (western flower thrips), 1980 nucleotides. Its product is annotated as alpha-2-macroglobulin receptor-associated protein. Gene Ontology annotation, biological process: regulation of receptor-mediated endocytosis. Gene Ontology annotation, molecular function: receptor antagonist activity; low-density lipoprotein particle receptor binding; heparin binding. Gene Ontology annotation, cellular component: endoplasmic reticulum; endomembrane system. The record is from RefSeq and is a predicted model, not a curated record. Lineage: Eukaryota; Metazoa; Arthropoda; Insecta; Thysanoptera; Thripidae.
GCCGAGCCGAGAGCCGAGCGGAGAGGAGACGGACCGGUGUUCGUUUCUUAGUUUGUUGCUGCAAACAAUUUUCGUCAUUUCAAUCAAGUUGAUUUAUUGAUUCCAAGUGAGGCUGGACGAGGCCAUCUUCAAGCAGCCGACAUACGCCUCUAUCAGUAGACAGAGAGCGUUUGGUUAUCCAUCUGCGAUCGAACAGAUCUUUGUCCAAAACUAACUUAUUUGAGACGUAAACGUCAUCUACCCAGGCAGAAUGAUGAUCAGAACUCUUCUGCUACUCGCCCUACUCGUGGCUUAUGGAGAUGCCCUCAACAAGUACUCUGCCAAAGCCAACAAUGAGUUCAAGGAAUCGAAGCCUGUCAAGGAGCACAAGCCAUCAAAAGAUGUCCAGGGUUCAAUGUUUGAACAGAAAUCUGAUUUCAGAAAACUUGAGAAACCGUUUAGGAUGGCGAAGCUGAACAUGCUCUGGAGUAAAGCUCAAGUGAGACUGACUGAACCAAAAUUGAAGUCGCUGUUUAGUGAACUAAAAAUUCAUGACAAGGAGGAGUUAACAUUCAAAAAACUCAAAUCAGACGGGAAAGACAAAGACGGUAUGAUGGAAGCAACUAUGCGUAAGAAAUUGAUUGGUAUCAUGAGUUCAUAUGACCUGCUCGAACAUUUUGAUGAAAUCAGUGACCCCGCCAAGCAUCGACUCCAUAAACCAUUCGACCAGGCUACAGCUGACCAUUCCAACAAAAGCCUAUUCAAAGACAAAAAGUUAAACAAGCUUUGGGAAAAAGCAGAACAUGCUGGUUUUACUGCCGAGGAGCUUCAGGCUUUGAGGGAAGAGUUUCAACACCAUCAAGAAAAGUUAGAUCAAUUUUAUUCUUUACUGGAGGAUGUAGAAAAGCGUCAGCCUGAGGAUGAUGCAGAAAACUCAGUUGAUGAAACACACGACAAAUUUAAUACAAUUGCCUCUGAAGAAGAAAACGGACCAUCACAGGGGUAUUAAGGACAGCUAUGAUAGGCUCAAUAGGAUUGCUGCCAAAGGACCAAAAAGUCAAGACUUUGUAGAGCCCAAAGUACAAGGCCUUUGGCGAAUGGCAGUAGAAUCAAACUUUUCUGCAGAUGAAUUAGCAUCUUUGAAGACUGAGCUACUGCAUUAUGAAAACCGUCUACUUAAAUUGCGUCAUCUUCAAGCUGAGGCAGUUUUGGGGCAGGAGCGAUAUGGUGAUAAGAAGCUUACUGGGCAUAAAACUGAUGGUGCUGAGUUGAUGGAGGAGACAAUUAAGAAGCAUGCCAGGAAGGUGGAAAAACUGCAUGACUACCUGGAAAAACGAAUCUCUGCCAAACAUUCUGAACUGUAGUAGAAUUUCCGUUUGGUGUGUAAAGCACUGUUUAAAAAUAAGCCUACAGCUCUCUGUGUCUCUGUGACCUACUUUUCAAGUAUUAUUUUUUUAUAAAAGAAUUUCAAAUUGUAAAAUUGGUGAAAUCAAGCUUAUGUUUGUAGAGUUUUCUCAUAAAUAGAAUGUAUCUGAUGUUGCCAAAACUAGGUUCUUAAAAAUGUUAAGCUGUUAUUUUGGCAUAUUUCUUUAACUUAAGCACCAAAAAUACAUCUUUAGAUUGCAAUAGUUGCUUUUUGUUCUGUUUUGAAUAGUAAUAAGCCAGAACUUAUUUUUAUGCAUGUAUAUUAUAUGUGUUCUAUUGUUCUUUUAAGAUUGUCCUUUUAAGGUCUCUGUGAUGUCUUCUUAUUCUUAAUAAUGUAUCACUUUCACAUUCUUCUUGGUCUUUAAUAAGAAACUGUUGUUAGGUUUAUAUAGUUGUACUAUGUUACAUAUGUUGUAAUAUUAAUUGUUGUCUUAGACCGGUUCUGUGUCUGUGUUGUCCUGCAGUAUUAAUGUACUUGCGAACUAUCUAAAGAUAUUGUUUUGUGAGGAAUUAAUGAUGUGCAAUCCUAUGCCAUAUUGUCGUAAAUAUAUCCAUGUGUUUUCAAGAAAUUCAAAA